Messenger RNA from Prunus armeniaca (apricot), 1410 nucleotides. Lineage: Eukaryota; Viridiplantae; Streptophyta; Magnoliopsida; Rosales; Rosaceae. The record is from the annotation of a GenBank genome assembly.
AUGGCUCUCGCUGUUGCUUCUCCUUCUACUUCGAUCUCUGGCCGGACCUUCUCUCUAUCCACUCCCUCCUCUGACCUCAAAGCUUCACCAUUUGGUUCAUUUCGGGUGGUUGGUCGAGCCCACGGCCAAAUUCAAAGCCAAGCUGUAACAUUUUCUCAAAGACGGAGCUCGGUGAAGCCCGUAAAUGCGCAGUCUAAACUCAACGAGUCAAUUGUGCCUCUUGCAGCAACCAUUGUUGCUCCUGAGGCAGUUGAGAAUGUAGAGGUAGAGGAUUUUACGCAAUUGGCUAAAGGGCUUGAGAAUGCUUCCCCUCUUGAAAUUUUGGACAAGGCCCUUGAGAAAUUCGGCAACGACAUUGCCAUUGCUUUCAGUGGAGCUGAGGAUGUUGCUUUGAUUGAGUAUGCACAUUUAACUGGUAGGCCCUAUAGGGUUUUCAGCUUGGAUACUGGGAGGCUGAACGCAGAAACAUAUCAAUUCUUUGACACAGUUGAGAAGCACUAUGGCAUCCGCAUUGAAUACAUGUUUCCAGAUGCUGUUGAAGUUCAGGCAUUAGUAAGGAGCAAAGGGCUCUUCUCUUUCUACGAGGAUGGGCACCAGGAGUGCUGCCGCGUGAGGAAGGUGAGACCUCUGAGGAGGGCCCUUAAGGGGCUACGUGCCUGGAUCACCGGCCAAAGGAAAGAUCAAUCUCCAGGUACUAGGUCUGAAAUUCCGGUUGUCCAGGUCGACCCUGUUUUUGAGGGACUGGAUGGUGGGAUUGGGAGCCUGGUGAAGUGGAACCCAGUAGCAAAUGUUGAAGGUCGUGACAUAUGGGACUUCCUUCGUGCCAUGAAUGUGCCCGUGAAUUCACUGCACUCGAAGGGGUACAUCUCAAUUGGUUGUGAGCCAUGCACAAGGUCAGUCCUACCAGGGCAACAUGAAAGAGAAGGAAGGUGGUGGUGGGAGGAUGCCAAGGCUAAGGAAUGUGGUCUUCACAAAGGCAACAUUAAACAGGAAGAGGGAAACCAAUCUAAUGGUAAUGGGGCUGCACAUUCAAAUGGCACUGCCACUGAAACUGAUAUCUUUACUUCCAAACAUUUAGUUACCUUAAACCGAACUGGAAUAGAAAAUUUGUUAAGGCUGGAGAACCGGCACAUACCACGGAUUGUAGUGCUCUAUGCACCAUGGUGCCCAUUCUGCCAGGCAAUGGAAGGAUCGUACAAUGAGCUGGCUGACAAGUUGGCAGGGAGUGGUGUGAAAGUAGGGAAGUUCAGAGCAGAUGGUGAGCAGCAGGAGUUUGCCCAGAAUGAACUGCAGCUUGGAAGCUUCCCCACAAUACUUUUCUUCCCCAAACACUCUUCUCGGCCAAUCAAGUACCCAUCAGAGAAGAGGGAUGUUGAUUCAUUGAUGGCUUUCAUCAAUGCCCUCCGGUAA